Molecule: messenger RNA, 5773 nt
Organism: Achroia grisella
Lineage: Eukaryota; Metazoa; Arthropoda; Insecta; Lepidoptera; Pyralidae
Exons: 5
Coding region: 1-5490 (1829 amino acids)
Source: RefSeq, a predicted model, not a curated record
AUGUCGGACAGAAUUACGGAUUUGUUGAAAGGUUACGAAGAAAAUGUACUCGAUGUGCAACAACCGCGGAGUAUUGGGUUGUUCACCAUCCCCGAGUAUCCUGAGUACGAAGCGAAGCGAGGCAUGUUGUCUGCAGCACUUGAAGUGAUCCUCACUACCCUCCGUUAUCUGGCACCGGCAACACUUCUUACCUUAUUCUGGGGACAGCAGAGCUUCCUCUUCAAACUGCUUAAGAAUAUUGACUCCGCUUUCAGAGCUAUCGUAUUCUCGAGCGAAGACCAAAAACAAGCAGUAGUACAAUGGCUGGACGAGGUAGGACCUGUCAGAGUGGAGGCGUUGGACACAGUAUGGCGGCAUGGCUGGAUAGUCUGCGGGGUGCUGGACUCUGCCAUGCCGGGCGCCUGCGCAGGUCACCCGCCGGUGCGAAUUUCUUUGGCACAUGCCCAGGGAAUAGCACACCAUUAUCUUGGUGUUGAGCCGGUCUUUUCCCGACAGGAGCUGGAAUCGAACGGCUCACUAAGCAAGCAUCAAGAAUGGAAGCUAGCUACUUAUUUAGACCGCAUCCGGCAAGCCCUAGAAAAAUUGACACCACCUGUUUCUAAACCUGUUUCCCAAAGAACUCCUCUAGAAAUUAUUCAAUUCUCCAUGGACUAUGUUGCAAGAGGUUCUGGUUUAUCAGCGGCUCAAGUAAAUAAUAAAAUGCAUUUCAAGAUUUAUCCGACCGGACAACAAUCUUUAGAUCCAAAAGAAAUAACAGUUUUAAUUAAAGGACCUAAAGACACAUACGGUAUGACCGUACUGCCACCUAUAUUUGGAAAAGCGCAGUUAAUUAGACAAAAACUACUGGGCUUACAAAAUAAACAAAACUUCACAGAAAGUGUACUGCCUAUAACACAAGGUGCAACAUAUUUACGAGCCUUUGGUAAAAAUGAUAUGAACAAAACUUAUUAUAUACCAAAAACCAAGUAUGAAAUUGAAAUCGAAAAAGACUUACAUUCAGACCAUGCAAAGAUUAGUUAUGUGGUUAAACGAGAAGGUAGAUACGAAAUUUCUAUAACAAGUAGAGGCCAAAACAUAGUCGGUUCACCGUUUUCAAUGACAGCGUCUCAUAACAUUAUUGGCAUUUUAGAGAGAGAAAGUUUUUGUUUGGAGGACGGAGAAGAAAUAGACAUAGUCGAUGUAAAAACAGACAGAAAAGUAGUUCUAAGAAUUGUGGACUUCGUAACUGAAAAGAUGCUGUUAAAAGAAAAUGGCUCUCUAGAAAAAAUUACUGAUAAUGAAGCGAAAAAAUUAAUGACUGAAAAUCUCCGACUUUCCGCAGACGAAUCGAUAUUAAAAAAACAUAAUGAAAAUGGUAUAAACGAAAUUUCAUCAAAUUCCAGUAAUGAUAAGUACAACGAUAUAAGAAAAUUUCAAAGAGCCGUCAGGAAAAUUAUAAUUACAAGUCGUGUCUGUAAAGCAUUUGUAGACAAUAUACGUAAACAACAGACAUUCACAACAAAUAAAGAAAAUAGUAAUAAUGAACCUAGAUCUAAACAGGAUAUUCCUGAUAUAGUUAACUCUACACUAAUUGACACAACAAUGAAACCGUAUCACAUAUCUGACAGUCGAGAUAAAAUUAUUAUACCUGAAACUAUAUCUGUAUCAAUUUUGACAGAAAAACAUAAAACUAAUUAUGACGCUAGCACUAUACCGAAAGACCCGAAAAUAUACAGUCAAGUGAAUUAUGAUGAUGCUCGCGACAGCUUGGAAGAAUAUUGCCUGAUACAAAACUACAAUGAUGAUAAUUCACAAGAUGAUACACAAGACGAUAUUACAAAUUCAGCAAGUAAUCCAUUUAUUAACGAAAUAUUUCAACAUGAUUAUAAAACAGAAAAAGAAUUAUGUUCUUUCGUAGCCAAUGAAUAUGAAAGAAAUAACUCUCAGUGCGAAGAAACAGACAAUACAUUAAUAAAAAUAUUAAUAGACGAAAAUAACGAAACAUCAACGACAAACAACAAUCCAUUUAUAGAUGCAGAUAUAAUUAAUUUAACCCGUCCUAAAUCACCAGUUUUUAAAAUAAUAUCAGGUGAAGUACGUAAUCAUGACGACCCUGGUUAUAUAGACACUGAAGUAGAAAUAGCAAAACAAGUAGGGGAUAACGAAUUUAUAAAUCCAUUUUUCAUACAUCAACAUCGAGAAUCCAGUGAUUAUAAAGAAUCAUUACCAAUUACUGCUUUUAAAAUUGGGGCCCCAGUUUCAUUGCCGCCUAUAAUUAGAGCUACGUCUCCUGUUCCAGAAAUGGAUUCAUUAAUUAUUACAAGCAGUGAGGAAAUUAAAACCGAUGUAAAUAUAAAUAAUAACGAAUUGUCUAUAUUUACAACACCUGUAGACACGAAUCAAAUUAAGAAAGACGAGGACAGUAAUUUGUCUAUAUGCUCUACUUUUCAAAGUUUAGAUUCAGAAAUGGCAGAUAGUUCAUAUGCAUCUAAGAACAAUAGUAAACUUGAAAACUAUCAAAUUGAGACAACACAUUUGUCACAAAAUGAUACCCCGAAAAAAGAUACAUGGGAUUCUGCAUACGUAAGUAUCGAUGAUAAUAAUAGCUCACCUGAUAGCAAUAAUAACGAUAAUGCACCAAUAACAGAAUUAGUUGGUAAACAGAAAUCAUCUCCUAGUGACGUCAGUUAUGAAGUAAAACGAGUACAAUUAUCUAAUAUGGGUCCAGCAGAGAGAGAAAUAUGGCAAACUUGUAGUGAAUUAAAAAACGAUGUUUUUGUUGUUCAUGAAGAUCACAAUAUAAAACCAAGUAAAUUUGAACCAAAACGGCCUAUUUUUACUCCAAUUAUUGAAGAAAAUGACAGAAGUAUACCAUCUGGAAUAAAGGAUAUAAAACAGAUAGAUGCAAUUGAAAAACGUUCUGAAACUGAUGCUGUAACAGUGGCAUUUGCUGAACUAAACGACUUAUAUCAAGAGUACUUUCCUAAUACUGAAUCCAGUUGUACUAAAAGUUUGAAUGAGAACCAUCAAUUUCAAACAGCGAAACAGAAAAAAGAAUACACGGUUGAUACAAUAUAUGUCAAUUCGGCAUCUGAAAUUGGAACAGAUGUGAAAAGACAACCAAAAGACAUGGAAGGAAAGAUUUCUGAGGUUCAGGCAAGUGUCACUGAAUCCAUUUCAGCAAGUCAGACCCUUCAAAGCAAUAAAGUACAAAAUGAAUAUAAAUUAACAAAUAAAGACGAAAUUCAGUUUGGAGACCGAAAACACACAAAUUUAGUGCUAGAAAGAAAAAAAUAUUGGGAUGAGAGAAUUCGUCAGAUAGAAGCAAAAUCUGAAGAGUCUACAACAUUUCAAAAGAAACGACGAUUGUCCUCAAAACAUCUAAGAAACAAUGACUCCUUAACUAAGCGACGAGGUAAACAAAUUGUUAAAAACUUUUUAAAAGCAGAUGAAAGUCGUAAUGACAACGGAAAUUCAUUUCUUAAUAAAUCUUCAGUAGAUAUAGAUACUAAAACUGAAGAAAUUACUGAUUCUCAAAAACCGACCCAACAAGUAAAAUCUAAUAUAAAAUUGGUAAAUAAAUGGAAAACCUUUUGGGAUAAUAAACUUGAUACUAAUUUAGAAAACAAUACAAUAUGUUCUCUCGAAACCAAGCCUCUAAAAAGUAAACAGCCCUUAAAACUAAACAAUAAAAACAUAGACAAGGAAAAUUACUGUGAACCAAAAUCAUCGUCACCAGGAAAACAAGAGCUACCGGAAGAAGUUUUCAAAGCAUUUGAAACAAGUCCAAAAAGAUUUUUUGGAACAUCCAGAAAACAAAUUUUGAAUAAAAUAGAUACUUUUUUAGGAAAGCCAAGCACCACAGAUAGGUCAUCAGCAGAUGUUACUGGUGCAAGUCAAGAUAGUGGUUUGGUGUCUAGUCGUAUAUCAUUAUUUCAUAAAAUAUCGAAUACAGAAGAUUUAUCAUGGUCAAACCGAAAAUCUCAAUCUAUGCAUAACAUUCAUCAAAAUAAAAAUAACUAUCGAAAUGAAUCUUCAUCAGAGCUUACACUGAAAACAGUUACUAAUAUAGAUAAUAAUACUUUAGAAUCCGGAAAACACGAAGAUUUUGAAAAGUUAGACAGUAACGAAGAUAUCACUGAUAUAAAAAGUACUUUAAAUAGAACACACUCCAUUGAAACGUCGCUACCGAAUAGAACAUUGAAAAUGGCCCCAAGUUCUUGGAAUAACUGUUUUAAUGAAUCAAACAUAGUAAAAGAAAGUGAUCCAAUAAAAAAAGAAAGCAUAUAUGUAAAAAAUAUUAUCAAACAAAUGAAACAAAUAAACAAAGAUAAUCAAGAGGAAAACAAAUAUAAGAAAUUAAAUGAUCUCUGCCGAACAUCUAUUAGCAAAUCAGAAAUGGACAUAUUUAAUAAAACGUCUCACGAAUACGACGAUGAUUUUGAUAAAUAUAAAUCAUGUGAUGAAUUGCCAAAAAUAAACGUGAAAAAUUUUAUAUCGCUUUAUGAAAGUGCUUCUAACACUGCUCCGAAACCGAUAUUAGCUCGAAAACACAGUAAAGUAAAUAUACAAAAUUCACAAAAACAACUGUAUAGCAUUAAGUCUAUUUCAGUCAAUGUGAUCAAUAGACCAAAUUCAUCGCUACAGGAAUCAUAUCAAGAAAAUAGUAGUUACAAAAGUUUUGAAAGUGUAAGUAUUGACAGCGCUGAUACUAAAACUAGCAACUCCUAUGAACUUGAACCAUCUAACCGGGACAAAGAAACAACAUAUAUUAGUCUAUCCGAUAUUGAAUUAGAAAUAGUCGAAAGCCCAAACAAAUCAAUAGAACCUUCACCGGAAAGAGACAUGGACUCAGUCAAAAAAGAUUAUAAAUCUCGUUUCAAAAUGGCAAAAGAGUUCUUUCAAUCAUUAGAAGAAAUUAGAGAUGUAAAGAAACCUACUAAAAUAAGCGAAUGUCAACAACUGCUGCAAAGUAAAUCAUCUGAAUCUCCUGAAAACAAAAGAUUGCAAAAAAGAAUUAAGAAAAAAUUAAAAUCACAUUCAAUGCCUUCAUCUGAAAUCGCAAAAAUUUGGAAUGAUAUGCAAGAAAAUGAAAAUAAAGAAUCGAGUAAACUAAUGAAAAUAUCGGAGAAAUUUAAUGUAGAAGAUUUAUUUAGUGAUGUUAUGGAUGGAAAAUUAAGUAGACAAGGUAGUCUGAGGGGAAUUCCACAUAAGAAAGCAGUGCUCGAAACCUUUAGAUCAAUGGAGAACAUUACUGAUAGGACAAUAAGCCCCUACGAAAUCGCGGUGACUGAAAUCAGUGACUUAGCAGAUGGCAAUCAUGUUAAAAGUGCGCAGACUUAUUUGAGUGAAUAUCCUUAUCUGCCCACAACUGAACCAUCGAAAUCCCACUCAAGGUUGGACGCUAAAGCAUCUGGCCUUAUAACACUAAAAGAGUUGAAGACCAAAAAGCCCAGAAGGAACAGUGUGCCAGAUUUAAGGUUAAACGCUUCAUUUACGGCAGAUCUUUAAAAAGAAAGGAAAGAAAGUGUAAUUAAUUGAAAUUUAAAACAAUGACAGUAUUUACUAGUACCUAAUGUAAGUUGAUACUCAAAACAAUUCGAUUACUAAUAAGUACAUAGUCCUUAAUAUCUUUUUAAAAUUUUCAUUUCAUAUUAUUAGCGCGUAGUAUCAUCAAACCAUCUAAAGCAUUGUCAUAAUAAUUUUAACUAGAAUAAUUCUACACUUGUACAAUUUGUACAGAUACUGAAUCUAAUUUUAUACUUAAGCAAAACGUAAUUGUAACUAUUUAUUC